This is a messenger RNA of Chionomys nivalis (European snow vole), 2245 nucleotides long. RefSeq names its product selectin L (gene Sell). Lineage: Eukaryota; Metazoa; Chordata; Mammalia; Rodentia; Cricetidae. Bases 117 to 1235 code for a protein of 372 amino acids. Gene Ontology annotation, cellular component: membrane; external side of plasma membrane. The transcript has 9 exons. The record is from RefSeq and is a predicted model, not a curated record. Gene Ontology annotation, biological process: response to cytokine; leukocyte tethering or rolling; leukocyte migration. Gene Ontology annotation, molecular function: oligosaccharide binding; sialic acid binding.
CCCUGUUGAUGAUACUUAGCACAUUCUUCCUGAGCACAGCACACCCUCCUUGUGCAAGAACCCAGAGCUGCUGAAGGCUGGGAGCUGCAGAGGAACUGCAGAGAGACCAGCAAGCCAUGGUGUUUCCAUGGAGAUGCCAGAGUACUCGGUGGGGCUCAUGGAGCAUCCUCAAGCUGUGUGUCUGGACAGUGCUCUGUUGUGACUUCCUGGCGUACCAUGGAACUCACUGUUGGACAUACCACUAUUCUGAAAAAUCCAUGAACUGGGAAAAUGCUAGAAAGUUCUGCAAGGAAAACUACACAGAUUUAGUGGCUAUACAAAAUAAGAGAGAAAUUGAGUAUUUGGAGAAGACAUUGCCCAAAAACCCUACUUACUACUGGAUAGGAAUCCGGAAAAUUGGAAGCAUAUGGACAUGGGUGGGAACCCACAAGCCUCUCACUAAAGAAGCAGAGAACUGGGGAGCUGGAGAGCCCAACAAUAAGAAGUCCAAGGAGGACUGUGUAGAGAUCUAUAUCAAGAGGGAAAAAGACUCUGGGAAAUGGAACGACGAUGCCUGCCACAAGCGAAAGGCAGCUCUCUGCUACACAGCCUCUUGCCAGUCUGGGUCUUGCAGUGGCCAUGGAGAAUGCGUGGAAACCAUCAACAAUCACACCUGCAACUGUGACGAGGGGUUUUACGGGCCCCAGUGUCAGUAUGUGGUCCAGUGUGAGCCAUUGAAGGCCCCAGAACUGGGUACCAUGGACUGCACUCACUCCUGGGGACACUUCAGCUUCCAAUCACAGUGUACUUUCAACUGUUCGGAGGGAACAGAGCUACUUGGGACUAGAGAAACCCACUGUGGAUCAUAUGGAAACUGGACAUCCCUAGAGCCUGUCUGUCAAGUGACUCAGUGCCAGCCUCUCACAGCACCUGACCUGGGAAUGAUGGAAUGCAGUCACCCCCUGGCCAACUUCAGCUUCACUUCUGCCUGUACCUUCACCUGCUCGGCAGGAACCGACUUAAUUGGAGAGAGAAUAAGUGUCUGCGGGAUGGCUGGCAUCUGGUCUAGUCCUCGUCCUCUAUGUCAAAAGACAGACAGAAGUUUCUCAAAGAUCAAGGAAGGCGACUAUAACCCCCUCUUCAUUCCGGUGGCUGUCACAGUUACUGCAUUCUCGGGGCUGGUAUUUAUCAUUUGGCUGGCAAGGAGGUUAAAAAGAGGCAAGAAAUCUCAGAAAAGGAUGGAUGAUCCAUACUAAUUCAUCCUCUUUGAAAGGAAAAGUCACAAGGUGCCAAAAAAAAAAAAAAAGUUUGGAAACAACUUCAAAUCCUCCCACAAAGAUUUUGGACACAGGCAUCACCCACAGUGAAGAUGAAAUGUUUGCUUCAGGGUAUCUGGAAGGAUUUCUACAUGACCGACAGCUCCUCUGGCCUCCUCGCUGCACACUCAGCUCCUUGACCCUAGCCUGUAAUUUUUGUUUAUAUAGCUCAGGAUUUUAUUACCUUUUCUGUGGAGAGAAAAAGGGUUACUCUGGGGUAUGAAGAAGUCUGACCUCGCUCUUUCCUAACUCCUGUUUCCUGCUUCAGUUCAGUACUGGAUCUGAUACCAAACACAGUGAAAAUUUGAUACACACAUAACUGAACCUUGCACACAGUCCAUAAACUAUGAAGAAGAUGAUAAAAACCAUUGCUUUCCACCUCCAAAGAGGGCUGUUUUGUUCAAGUUAGACGAGUCUCAUUUGCACUGUAGCCCCACUUCCUGUGAGUGGAAGCCACCGUGACCGUUCACACUCACCUUCCCCGUGUCCUUUCCAUAGCUGGCUAACUUCCACACAUAGCAUCUCGUAGCCAUGGAACAAAUAAGAGAAAAUCGCCUGAACCGACUGUUAGUUUUGAAGUUUCUUUUCUCUUUAGUACAUCUCUCUAGGUUCUUUGAGGUCAGGGUUCUGACGACUACUUACUGUUAAUAUUGACAUGACCCACUAUCUUGGAAUGUAGGUAAUAAAUAUAUCUCUGAUAUUAUGAAGAUGAGUUAAAACAGGUAGAAAGAUUCCUGGACUCAUGCUGAAGUGACACCUUCCCCUUGCCCUAAUAGCUCCUACUCAAAAACAUACAUUCUAAAUUUAAGUUUCAGGAGAGCUGUCCUUGUCUCUUGCUGCUUCUUUUAUAGCUAGCUCUUUAGCUCACGAACUAGGAACUCCAGAGAUCUGGAGCAUUUCUCGGCUUCACUCUGCAGGGUACAUUUAAAUACAGCCCAUUUAAAAAACUG